AUGACGACCAAGAUUAAAAGCAUUCUUCAUCAGCUUCAUUCUGAAUUCCGCCUGAAACAACUGGGUGAAGUUGCGUUGUUUAUCGGCAUCCAGGUUAUCAAAACCAACAACAGUUAUUUCUUACAUCAACAACAUUAUGCACGUGAAUUACUUUCCCAUGCAGGUUUCACCGAUUGUAAACCAUCUACAACUUCUAUUGGUAUGAAGCGAAGCAAAGAAUUGAUUGAUAAAGCCUAUUCUGAUCCCACUCACUACCAAAAGCUUGCUGGAUCACUCCACUAUCUAUCUAUUACACGAUCAGACAUAGCGUUUGCAACCAAUUAUAUAUGCCAACAUAUGCACAAUCCAAUUAACAUGAAUUUUCAAGAUCUCAAGCAUCUCUUAAGGUACAUCAAAGACACCAUCAACUACGGUCUUCGCAUCCAAUCCGAAAAUCUGAUGCUUCGAACAUAUACGAAUGUUGAUUGGGCUUCUGACUCAGCUGAUCGAAAGUCGAUCACUAGUUUUUGCACUUUUCUCGGACCCAAUCUGAUCUACUGGUCCAUCAAAAAAUAG
This is a messenger RNA of Dendrobium catenatum, 555 nucleotides long. RefSeq lists its product as uncharacterized. The coding region runs from base 1 to 555 and encodes 184 amino acids. The transcript has a single exon. The record is from RefSeq and is a predicted model, not a curated record. Lineage: Eukaryota; Viridiplantae; Streptophyta; Magnoliopsida; Asparagales; Orchidaceae.